Molecule: messenger RNA, 3406 nt
Organism: Astyanax mexicanus (Mexican tetra)
Lineage: Eukaryota; Metazoa; Chordata; Actinopteri; Characiformes; Acestrorhamphidae
Product: calpain-1 catalytic subunit-like
Exons: 22
Coding region: 122-2218 (698 amino acids)
Biological process (GO): proteolysis
Cellular component (GO): cytoplasm
Molecular function (GO): calcium-dependent cysteine-type endopeptidase activity; calcium ion binding
Source: RefSeq, a predicted model, not a curated record
CUGGAUUACCUGAGGCUAAAGAAAAGGUCACAGUAACAGGUUCUGACACUUUUGCUCUACAGAGGGAAUUCUGCUGCUGCCUGUUCACCUCAUUUCAUGCGAAUAAACACCAAAUCCAACAAUGUCGACUCCUGGUGUGUGUCUGAACAUCAUGAAGGAGCGUCAGGAAGGCGAUGGAGUGGGCACGCUCAAAAACCCGGAGAUGUUCUUGAACCAGGACUACAAUCUGUUGCACCAGUAUUAUCUCGUUAGAGGCUGGAGAUACAUUGAUGAUAUGUUUCCACCUGACAGCAACUCAAUUGGUAAAAACCUAUUGGAACCUGAAAAGAUGGCCAAAGUGGAAUGGAUAAGACCAACAAAACUGGUGCCAAAUCCCCUCUUGAUUGUUGAUGGAAUGUCAAGAUUUGACUUUGCCCAAGGAGAAGUUGGAAACUGCUGGUUUUUAGCUGCACUUGGUGCUCUGACAUUUCAGAAAGACAUCAUGAAAAAUGUCUUUCCUAGUGGACAAUUGUUUCAGAAGGAUUACGCAGGAAUAUUUCACUUCAGGUUCUGGAGAUUUGGAAAAUGGGUUGACGUAGUGAUUGAUGACAAACUGCCAACCAUCAAUGGACGACUAAUUUUUGCACAUUCCAAGACUCCUAGUACUCCUCAAAGUCCCAGAGGUCCCAUUGAGUUUUGGCCUGCUUUGCUAGAGAAAGCAUAUGCCAAAGUGUGUGGGUCUUAUGAGGACAUGAAAAGUGGCAAUGUAUCUGAAGCCCUUUUGGACUUCACUGGCGGUGUGCACAUGUCAGUCAACCCAGGGACAAAUCCCCAAGGGCUGUGGGAUUUGAUCUACCGAGCAGCCAAAGCCCACUCACUGAUGGGCUGCGGUACUCCAGGAAAGUCAGACUUUAACAAAAAGCUGGACAAUGGCCUUGUGGAGGGUCAUGCCUACGCCGUGACUGGGGUCACUAAGGUAACAAGCCAAAAUAAGCAGGUGGAACUGGUAAGGCUGUUCAACCCCUGGGGAGGCACAGAGUGGAAUGGAGACUGGAGUGACAGGUCACCAUUAUGGAACACUGUAAGUGCCGAAGAGCAAAACACAUAUUUAAAGGCUGCUGAAGAUGGGGAAUUCUGGAUGUCUAUGGAGGAUUUCUGCAGAACUUAUUCUGCACUGGAUAUCUGCAGUCUCUGCCCUGACUUUCUGAAUAGCACUUCUAAAUGCCACUGGACUUCUAGAUUCCAUGAUGGCCAGUGGCUUGCUGGGAGCUCUGCUGGUGGUCGCCCAGAAUGUGCUGACACUUUCUGGACAAACCCUCAAUAUCGAGUGAAGAUCAAUCAGAUGAGCAAGGCCUGUGAGCAACAGAAUAAAGAUCCUAACAUACUUGUGACACUUAUGCAAAAACCUGAUAAGAGGAAUAGACGGCUAAUCAGAAAACUCUACAUUGGCUUCAGUAUUUUCAAGAUCCCCUCAGAGAUGAAAAACACUAGAGGGAAGUUUCCAGCCUCCUUCUUUAAAAAGAAGCCUCCUGUGGCCUACACUAAAGUGAUGUACGAUUCACGGGAAGUGAUGGGUUGUUUCACACUGGAACCAGGAGAGUACAUCACUGUGCCUCACACUUUUGAUCCCAAUCAAUCGGCUUUCUUCAUCCUGGGCAUUCUCUCAAAGAUGGAGACACACACUGAAGAGACGUACAGCAUGGACAUGAGCAAGAUGAACAUCGUUGACUUUGAUGGGGCCGUCCCCUUCUCCCGGCAAAUGUCUGAUCAGUAUAAAGACUUAAACGCAGAGCAGCUGCAGAAACUUCUAAACGAGAAGUUUGUGGAAGGAGACGCAAAACACACAGGAGGCUUCAGUUUGGAAGUUUGCCACAGCGUCAUUGCCCUGAUGGAUCACUCACUCACUGGAACACUUGAUGCAGAGGAACUGUCUCAGCUGCUGAACAAAGUUCGUCUGUACAAGGAAACCUUUUUCCACAUGGACAAGAACAGAGAUGGCAUUCUGUCUCAGACCGAGCUGCGGAAUGCAGUGGAUGGCACAGGCGUGCGUGUCAGUGAAAGCUUGCUGAAGCUCAUGUCUUUACGCUACGGUGACUCCAGUGGACGAAUCAGCAUGGAGAGCUUCAUCUGUCUGGCUAUUCGUUUGGAUCGCAUGGGAAAAAUAUUUAGGAAACUUGCCAAUGGACACAAAAUGGAGCUCAAAGAAGACGAGUGGCUGUGUCUCACCAUGUACUCCUGAGGAGGUGAUAGGAGGUAAUCUGGAGUUCAGUAUUGUGAGCUCUUCUGCUGAUACAUGCAUGUUUAUGUCUCAGUUAGUAUGAAAGCUUUAGAUUGUAGCUUUUAGAUUUUUGUAAGGUCUUGUAAGGGCAUGUAUUUCUACAUUUCUUUCUGGGGAGUUUCUGGCAGAGGUUCUCUUGCACAAAUGAUGCAGAAAAUACAAGGUAUGUUAGAUAUUUGCCCGGGUUCAUUGCCUGUCUUUAAACAUUUGAUUUGUUGUGCUUUAGCUUGUUUCUCUGGUUCUUUUCUGCUGUUAAAGCAUUCUUAUUGAACUUGACUGUGCAGUGAAAGAAUGCCAUCUAGCGGCAGUUAGCAUUCCUAACAACAACAACAACAUCCCUCACGCAGUUCAUUUUAAAGCCAAAGGCAUGUUCAAAUACUCUAAAUAUUUCUGUGCUAAGAUCAUGUAGGGAAACCCAGUUCAGUUAAUUUAGCAGGUUUUGUUUUAGAGUGAUGACUGCUGCUAGACUGUAGCACCUUAAAUACCUCAUGAUGGUAAUAAACAGUACAUUAUAGUUAUGAUCAUUGAGUUAUUUUGUAUAGUUAACUAUUUUAUUCAGUGAUACUGUAGCAUUCAUUAGAAGGUAGUCCAACAGUCAUCAUGGUAUAUUAGACUACCGGUAGUAAAAUAAAAAGUGUUAUCUAGGUGCAGAGUGAGCUAAAGAUUUGCUUUAUAUAUUAUUAUAUUAUUAUUAUAUAGCAUGGCAUCCAAACAUUUAUAAAGGGAUUAUAAAGGAAAUGUGCACACAAGCUUAUGUCUAAGUGUAAGCACCCUGUUGUAUGUGCCACAAAUAAUUUGUUCUGUAUGCAGCACGGUAUUGUAAUCAAUUCACUUGUUAGUGAUGCUUACUGCUGUCACAUGACUUUAUGAUAAAUGCACCAAUAGAAAUGUAUUUUUGUGGUAGCUUGAUACCAACAUACAUCCUCAUGUCUGAUGUUUUUUUUUUUUACUAUUAGACUCUCAAUAAUUAUUUGGGUAAAUAAAAUCAUCCCCAAACUGUGAAAAAAAUAGAUAAUUUCUCUGUAUGCUUGUUUUUGCUGCUGAUUUUCACACAAGUUUUAUGUUUAGUGAAAUGUGUGUUGAUGCUUUGAAAUCUGCAUUAAAGCCGUACAAGUUGUUUUUUCAUUGUUAAUAAACAGAAAAGCAUUA